GAGGAGGGUCAGCAUUCUGCGCUACCAUGGCCAAAGUGGCUAUCGCUGGAAGACCACAAAAGAUUGGUGGUCACUUUCCGCGGCCGGUCCUCUGCAGCAUUGUGCAUCGUUGACUCCGGCGUAGCCGAGGUGUCCGGCAGCCGCACACGAACUUCAACAGCAAUACAACCUGCCGCAGGUCCUACUGGAAUCUUGGCAGCUUACACGGAUCUGGAGCACCUGCCGCCGCUGCUGCUGUUUACCGGCCGAUGCGGAGGACCUGCGCUCGCCC
Molecule: messenger RNA, 271 nt
Organism: Symbiodinium sp. CCMP2456
Lineage: Eukaryota; Dinophyceae; Suessiales; Symbiodiniaceae
Source: the annotation of a GenBank genome assembly